CACCUAUCCUGACCUUGUUUCCAAGCAUGGACUCCAAUAAAGCCCCCAUGGAUUCUCUUCCUCCUCAAACCCAUCAAACUCCUGAGGGCUCCAAACAAAAACAGAGUUAGAUCACCAGAAUGGACAAAACAUCAAGGGUACGAUUUUCUGGUUUAGGACAGGAAACUGAGGACGAUCGCCGCAAUACAAGAGAAGGCAGGCUACCUCUGCAGCAGAAAGUUUCCUUCAAGGAAGAAAGAAAGAAGACACAGAACUGGUUCCAGGGGCAAUCCUCUGGCCAAAUGAGCCAGGUAGAUGAUGCACGAGAUGGUGAGUUUGAGACUGCCAUUGCCGCAGCUGCAUACGCUAUCACGCUACUGGAAGAAGAAUCAGGAAGCGCUUUUAUCAAGACCACAAGCAAAAGAGAAGAAAGCUUGAAUAAGCCAACUGAUAGCAGCAAAACUUCCAGAUGGUUCAGUGGUACUGAGGAAAAAGAUGGGAAUUCCCCAGUUUCAGGGGGCAGUUCCAUGAGAAAGUCAGAAACGUUAGACCUGAAAGAUUCUGCUGCUAAUCACAAAGUGGCAGAAAAAGAAAUGCAGACCACUCCUACGAUCAAGAAAACACCUACUUCCCCCGACAAGUAUCUAAAUGACAGAGGUAGCAAGAGAUUUGGACAGCGACAAGAUCAAGGAGGGCAACAAGAACCAUCCAUGAUAAAACCUAGAGCUUCAGUUUCUGGAACAGGAAAUGGGGGUUGGAAGAGGGCAAAAUCCAAUACAGCGGAAACAAAAGCAGAUGCCUGGGAGAAAGCAAAGAUGGCUAGGAUAAAAAUGCGGUUUGACAAGGCGAAUGCCACCAUCCUGGAGUGGGAGACUGAGAAGAAGGCGAAAGCCAGACAUCGAUUGGAGCGAAAAGAGAGGGAAUCGGAAUGGAGGCGAGCAAGAGCAGUACAAGAAUAUCGUAAUGAGCUGUCAAGGAUUGAAAAAAUUGUUGGUACAGCAAAAGCCCUCGAAGAAGAAAGAAAAAGAAAUGAUGAAUAUAAGACAAUGGAGAAGGCCAGGAAGAUACGAUUGACAGGGAAAGUCCCCCAUGCAUGCCCCUGCUUAUGAUAAAUCACUUAAAUGGUAGAAGCAGUGUUGUCACAUGAUAUCUUAUUUGUAUUAUUUGGAGGCAAUUUGCUUGCCAAUACUCUGCUGAUCCGAGCAUAAAGAAUAGAGCUUAGCAAAGCUAUGAAAGAAUCAUAUAUUGAGUUGAAAUUUGGAAGUCAUGUACAUCACAUACAAAUACCCCUUGAGAUUAACAAAUGAAACAGAAAGCAGAAACAAAAGAUAGUGGUGAAAAAUGAAGAAU
Molecule: messenger RNA, 1329 nt
Organism: Elaeis guineensis (African oil palm)
Lineage: Eukaryota; Viridiplantae; Streptophyta; Magnoliopsida; Arecales; Arecaceae
Source: RefSeq, a predicted model, not a curated record